UGUUUACAUUCAGGUGAAUAUAUCUGACAUUCUUUUGUUUACGGUACUUAUAUGUGGUAUUAUGUGUAGUUCAUCAAAUCGAGUUCAACUCUCUUAACAUAUUGAAGAAAUAUUGAAGGAUAUACUUACUUUCUCCCGCUCAUUGAGGUUCAGUGUAUAAAUUCUUCAGCAUGUCUGCUAUUGCAAAUAUCUUCGGGAAAAGCGAUAAAAUACAAUGUAAACUUUACUGCAAACAAAGGACAUUGCAGAUAAUCAGCGUGAAAAAAGAUGACGAAGAUCCAGGAACAGAAACGUCAGGAAACGACCAUAGUAGGCCUACAGCAACUGAAUUCAAGGAAGUGGUGUCUGAAACAAAAAAAAAUAUAAAAACAAAUUGGAAAAAUAUAUUGGAAAUGAUGAACGACUACUUUGAGCGUCAGAAAACUAAAGAUUGCGCUUUAUCUAUCCCGGAAGAAUCUCCACUAAGAAUGCAGGUUAUUAUGGAAUUGGAGCCAAAGAAAUACUCGACAACCUCGCUCCGGAAAUCAUAUGAAACGCAUUACAUAUUCGUAGUUGAUAUUGACGUUUUCAUUGAAUUUAAGUCAGCGUUCCAGGAAAUAGAAACAGAUGAUCAUAUUUCUCUUCUCAUUUUUGAUGAAAAGACAGAACUACAAAUAGUUAAGAAGUAUAAGAAUGAAGUCCUGAAUAUUCUGAACGAGUACGGAGAAGACUUCGUGAAUAAGGUGAAACGGCACAAUCAGAAAAUAAAGGAAGGAGGGAAACUUUACCAAAAAGCAUGUUCUAGUGUAAUUGAAGCGUUGAGACUUGGGCCGGAAAAAACGUUGAACCAUCGACUUGGCGCCGCAGAUUCGGAUUUCCAUUCACCGUUGACUCCAAAUGAACAACGCCAUAUUUUUCUCAUAUCAGACGGUCACGUUGAUGGAUUAGCCAAUAAUUUGAUAGAACAAUAUAAGACAGAAGAAGAUAAAUUAGGAAGACGCGUCCCCGUCACCGUAUUCUCCAAAAUCUCUACAAACGUGCUCCAAGAAAUAGCUUGUGAACUUGGCAGUGAACCCGUUUAUAUGUUGAGUAUGGAAGACAGCAAAAUUCAGGAAAAUUCCAACAUCAAGGAAUCAGAUAAAAAAGACAACACAUCUAAUUCAAAAAACAACAAAAGUCUCGCUAGCAAUAUGCACGCACAGUUCAAGAAAAAAAUGGAGAAUGUGAAGUCUUCUGAUUUCUUAAAGAAUAUACGUGUCAGACUUAUGGCUAAAUCAGACUUGGGAGUGUAUUUCUGUUAUACAAAUCCAAAAUUUGCAAAGAAAAAAUUUCAGGAAGAUGAACCAAGCAAUAUGAAUUUAAAUAAGGAGUAUUUUAAAAUACAUAAAAGUCGGAAGUAUUCAACUGAGCUCGAAGUUUUCAAUCAUUUUUUAAAGAUUGGAGAAAAAAUGUGCUUUGCAUUUAAUUUGGAGCUACUUGGACCCAACAUAAAGGACGUUAGGAACAAAGAAAUCGUAGACAUUAGGGUUGACUUUUUGGAUACACAACAACAGGCACAAACAACAGUCCAUUUUAUAAAGAUGCUACUACCGAAUGAGCGGUCACGUGUUUUCAAGAGCAAAAAUCCCGAUGUUGAUGAAUACAACAAUGUUGAUUUUUCAUGUAAAUUGAGCCGUGGACCUUCCGCUAUCCGAAGUACUUCUGAAUUCGAAGCGUCAACUUCUAAACCAGUCGUAACCAGCUCACAUGCAGAAAAUAUAACUGAUAUUGAUGAUAUCAGUCUUUCAGUUUACAACGUAGAUUUUGAUCACAUGAAAGAACCGCCGUCUGCAGGGAAGAUGAGAAUAAAAGUGGCUCUCAAGCUUAGGCGAAACUGCACAAAUCCAAGAAACAUUGAAAUACUAAUCAAGCCAACUAAGAACAACGUCAGUUUAUUACAUGCGUAUCCUGACCCGGAUAAGGAUGAAGAUGGUAACUUACUUGGAAAUAUUUCUUGCAAAAACAAAGUGCAAGUGAUGCCGUUUCCUACUAAGCACUUGAAAAAGAUCGAAGGGAAAAACAAUCGAGAAAUCCUUUUUCGUUGGACAGUUGAUAGAACUUACUCUACGGAUAAAGAAUUGUGUGAAGAGUUUUACAUAGACUCAAAGAAGAAUAAAAAUGAAAAAUUUCAUGACCAAGAGGUUGCAAAAAUUGAGAUCAUUUAUGGGAAAGAGUUGACUACCGAGUAUUCGCUGUGUGUCUCCCAUUUUGAUCUAUUAUACCAUGUCAGAAAAUUCCACCAUAAAAUUGAAAUUUUGAGCUCUAUAAGGUACUUCAUUUCUUCUCCAACUGAUAAUCGAACGCAAAAUUCAGAGACUGAUUCGGUCAAAUAUAUGUUUGAUGCCGAAAAAGUGAAUGCAUUAGGAUUUCAUACAUUAAAGGGAUUUGUCGAAAAUCGGAACAAACACGGCGAAGGAGAAAAAAAGAGAAUAAUUGAAAAUUUAAAAGAAAUUCGCAUGAUGUCUACAUGUUGGAAUAAAGAGAAUGUUUGGGGCAUAAUAUUCAAGAAAGCUUUGGAAAUGUUAGCGACAUAUGAAUCCAAACAGAAUGAAUCUUUCCAAAAAUUACAACAUGUACUACGAUCACAACAGAUUAUGUCAGAGGAUGAAUUUCAGAAAUUUUUUAUAGAAGCAAAGAUGGAAUUUGUAACAUACAAGGCUUUGAGUGGCGCUAUGAUUGAUAGUAAUGACAGAAAAUCUGACAUGAGAGAUUCGAGCAACAUUGUGGAUAUAGGGAUGAAGGAACUAAAAUCGGUUGGAAAGGACAUUAUGGGAUGGCUGCUUAAAAACAAAAAUAUGGAAAUGUCACUUGUCAAGGCCCAUGAAAAAUCUAUUUUCGACAUUGAAGAGGCAACGAGAAUUGUUGCACGAAUUGAUAAAAAUCAAAACCCUAGCUAUGAAGAGAGAAGCGGUGUACAGAUGCUGAAAUAUUUCAAUUUCCCUACAUUAAAAAAUCUGUACCUAAAAAUAGCAGAGAUAUGGCACGAGGAACUCAACCUGAAAGAAGCAAUUUACUACAGAGAUAAGAAAGAAGACAAAGAGCAAAAUUUGCAGCAAAUUCUGGAAAAAGAUAGGAAUGACUGUUUGGAAAUGCUAGGAUGUGGAUCAGCAAACCACCGGGAAAGGAAGGAAAUGGAGGGGAAAUGGAAGAAGGAGUUAGAAAUUUUCAGAACGAAACUACAAAAUAAUGACACAGAUGAAAGUAAUAUAGAAGAAAUUCUACAAUUUUUACGAUGUCAAUGUUGGGAAGAAGUUGAAGCCUUGUACACAAAAGCAAUAAUGAGAAAAAGAAAACUGCUUCUUUUAGCAGACCUGAGCCAAUGUCGGAAUACUUCAGAAAACUUGAAAAGUCUGAUUAACCGUGCUACAAAAGACAUUGAUAAAUCAAUAGAAGAUUUCGUUAAAAAAUUACUCGAUAUGACUAAAAAUACAGAAGUGAAACAUACUUGGGAAAAUUCUGAAAACAAGUUGUUGAAAACUACUGACGUCGAAUGCAAUAAAGAAAAUCUUCAAGCGCAAUAUGCACUGACUCAAAUAAAGUACGAAGCAUAUAAGAACUUGAAAACGCUCAACUUGUUUCAGACGGAAACCUCGUACAGGAGAAAACUGUUAUUGAAUAGUGCUAUAACGAAUUUCGGCAUCAUUACCACAACGGUUAGAGAAAACCACUUUAAAUGGCUUGGUGAACAAAUUAGAGAAGUCAAGAAGCGAUGGGUCGGCGUUUUGAAUGAUGCACUUUCCAUCUUGUUUACGUCAAAGGAUAAUGAAACAGCAUUAACAGCAGGCAAACGCGAAAGUUAUAAUCCGAAAAAGCUGUCGGAAUUUGUAAGCCAAUGCUUACAAGAACAAGAAUUAUCACCGACAGAACCUGCCAGUGGACAAGUCAAUUACAUUACCGAUAAAACGUUUCCCAGCGUGUGGAUAGAAAAAUGGAUGCCUGAAGUGAAGGGAACUUUGGAGCAGCUUGAAAGCCGCCUAAAAAAAGAAAACAUUGAAUCAUCUCCGGAUGAAAUAAUAACGUUUGUUCGUGAUCAAAAAGCAAAGUUAGAAAAAUACUCUAAAGAACUGUUGGAUGGAUACACCACAUCGAAAGAUAUCGAAAAAGAAGUGAAUGAAUGGGAAAUAAUAUUCAGGGAAAUAAGGAAUAAUGUUGAAUAUGGCUGUGAGAAUCUUAAGCAACAAGAUCACGAGUUGUCCAAGAUGAUUGUUGAAUUGGAAUCCAGAUAUCGGAAUCUUAGAAUGUCUGUGUAUAACUACUACCCGUGUCCUCUAUGUUUCAUUGAUCAUCCCAAACAAAACCUACCACGGGUAUCUAACAGCGAACCUCUUAUGGAAGACAUUCUGAAAACAUUUAAACCAUUUGAAGAUCGAAUUCACAUGGCGAUGGAAUGCAAUGACUCAAUAAAAUUGCGCAGCAUAAAGCAAGAACUACAGAGAAAGAGCAUAAGCAAUAAAUUUGAAAAAAGAAUACGUAACAUGUUAAUACGCCUAGUAGACGCAUUCAACAUCCUACUUGAAUACAAAAGUACGGGGAACGAAGAGACGUUAAUCACUUUCAUGGCUUUGUUUGGGCAAUUGCAACAAGAAAUUGGAGCCGACAAACUUUUUGAAAAACAUUAUCCGCAGUCAUUCGAAAACAAAAUCUUCUGUUUGAAAAACAACAUUGUUCGAGAUGAAAAAAUAGAAGAACUAACGGACGAAACAAACGAGAUCGAUGAUGUCGCCCAGGAAAGUCCAUCAACGUUAAAACAAAAUACUGACGAUAACGAUGUGACUGAAGAUCCACGAGAAUCUAACAAUGUUCCAGAAUCAGAACCCGUUACUGAAAUCGAAGUAAAGUGUGACCACUUGGAAAAAAGUUGGUUAAGAAUAAAAGUAAUUCUUUUACUCAAUGUCUCGCCAAAGAACGAAGAAAAAAUAAAAAAGGCGGUAAAUAAUGCCGACAAAAUUUUGGACGAUUUACGUGAAGGCAAUGUAAAAUUGAAGAAUGAGAUCGAAAAAUAUUCUUCCGACGCUAAAAAAAGAUUGGAUGAGUAUAGAGCUAUCAAAUUAGAUAUGGAAAACAGAUUAAAACAAUCGGAAGAAAACUUACCACAAAAAUUGUUUUCGAGACACCCGGCUAACUACAAGCAUAUUUGUGCAUGGCUUGAGAAUAUUACAGAAUUCAAAGAGAAAGCUCUUGAAUUUGGAGUCCUUACUGAGAAAUACAAAACCCGUAUUAAAGAAGCUUGUAAAGCUAAGGCUUCUUUGGAAAAGGCUAAACAGACUUUAUUAGAGCAGGUUACAGGAAUAUUGUCAGUUAUUGGCGAAGCUAGAAUGAAGCCGGAAUAUUUCGAGGACGUGCAAAAGGGCAUAAAAGAUAUGAAAAGUGCUUUGGCACUUCUCAAAACAUUUUCAACCGUUUUGACAACAAGUGACCAAUUGUUUGUAUUAGAUGUAAAACAGAGAUUAAAUAUGGUAAUUUCUGAAAUAAGAUCAUCGAAAAGCAUUCAGAAAAAUUUGAAGAGUGCGUUGAAAACUCUGAAUAUUCAGAAAAUUGAAGACGCUAUAGCUGAAGCACGACGAGCUGUAUUUAUCGGAAACAAUGAGAUCAGAGGAGCUGAAAAGCAACUGGAACUUUUGAAAAAGAGGAAACCUCAACCGCCUUUGUCCCGAGAAAACAAAAACACCCAAACAAACUUUUGUGAAACUCCCGAUUCAUCAAGCAUCCGCAAUGAAAUUGAUGAAACAAGCGACGAAAAACCGAACAAGCGACCAAAAACAAGCGAUCCUCAAAAGCUCCGAUUAAAAGAAAUUGCUGCAAAGAUAUCAAGGUCGUCUACAAUGGAAAUUUGUUCGUACAAUAAACCUCUUCGUCGUAUUCACGAUAUAAUGAUUGUUGUUUACCUUCUUCUCGGGGAAGAGGAAAAAUGGUUGGAAAACUGGGAAAAUAUCAGGACACUUAUGCGCUCUGAGGGAAGAAAAUCCUUCAACUACCGAUCAAAACACUUCAAUGUAGAUAAAAUCUCGAAAACUAAUUUACAAUUAGCACAGGAAAAAAUCAGGGGGCUGAAUUUGCAAUAUUCAGUCAAUAUGAGUCAAGCUGGAGCCCUAUAUUACGCAUGGGCCAAAAGAGCCUUAAACAGAGCUUGCGAUUUAGACACUGAUACAGAAGAACCCUGCAAGUCACCACUUCACAUACAUGGAAUCGACCGUCAUUUUUCCAUAUCUUAAGCACAAAGAUUUCCUUAUAGAAAUAUAUUUUCAUAAUUCACAUAUAUAGAUUCAAUUGCGAGAAAACGUAGUCAUAGUAAUUCACUUUCAUUUAUUUAACUUGUGUGUGUAAAAUUUGAAAGAUUCGCAUUUGCCUAUUCUAGUACAUGGGUCACUAUUAUUGAUAUAUGUAAAAAGCGCGUGAUACAUAAUUGAAAUAAAUCUUUCAACUAUUUUACUAUUGAGAUUUGCAUGUGUUUUGACUUUUGUGCAGGAUAGGAAACUAACAAGAUUGUAAUCGGGACUUUGUCACAGUUUAUUUAACGCAAGACUGAUUGUAUUAAUGUCAAUCCA
Molecule: messenger RNA, 6563 nt
Organism: Styela clava
Lineage: Eukaryota; Metazoa; Chordata; Ascidiacea; Stolidobranchia; Styelidae
Source: RefSeq, a predicted model, not a curated record